Suncus etruscus (white-toothed pygmy shrew) is the source of this 8815-nucleotide messenger RNA. RefSeq names its product filamin C (gene FLNC). Gene Ontology annotation, biological process: actin cytoskeleton organization. Gene Ontology annotation, molecular function: actin filament binding. The transcript has 46 exons. The record is from RefSeq and is a predicted model, not a curated record. NCBI's taxonomy places the organism in Eukaryota, Metazoa, Chordata, Mammalia, Eulipotyphla, Soricidae. The coding region runs from base 1 to 8094 and encodes 2697 amino acids.
AUGAUGAACAACAGCGGCUACGCCGACCCCGCCGGCCUGGGCCUCGGCCUCGGCCUGGCCGACGAGGCGGACGACAUGCCGUCCACGGAGAAGGACCUGGCCGAGGACGCGCCGUGGAAGAAGAUCCAGCAGAACACCUUCACGCGCUGGUGCAACGAGCACCUCAAGUGCGUGGGCAAGCGCCUCACCGACCUGCAGCGCGACCUGAGCGACGGGCUGCGCCUCAUCGCCCUGCUCGAGGUGCUCAGCCAGAAGCGCAUGUACCGCAAGUUCCACCCGCGCCCCAACUUUCGCCAGAUGAAGCUGGAGAACGUGUCGGUGGCCCUCGAGUUCCUCGAGCGCGAGCACAUCAAGCUCGUGUCCAUCGACAGCAAAGCCAUCGUAGAUGGGAACCUGAAGCUGAUCCUGGGCCUGAUCUGGACGCUGAUCCUGCACUAUUCCAUCUCCAUGCCCAUGUGGGAAGAUGAGGAUGACGAGGAUGCCCGCAAACAGACACCCAAGCAGCGUUUGCUGGGCUGGAUCCAGAACAAGGUGCCCCAGUUGCCCAUAACCAACUUCAACCGUGACUGGCAGGAUGGCAAAGCUCUGGGCGCCCUAGUGGACAACUGUGCCCCAGGCCUAUGCCCUGACUGGGCAGCCUGGGAUCCCAACCAGCCUGUCCAGAAUGCCCGAGAAGCCAUGCAGCAGGCUGACGACUGGCUCGGUGUGCCCCAGGUGAUUGCACCCGAGGAGAUCGUGGACCCCAACGUGGAUGAGCACUCGGUCAUGACCUACCUGUCCCAGUUCCCCAAGGCCAAGCUCAAACCUGGUGCCCCAGUUCGUGGCAAGCAGCUGAACCCCAAGAAAGCCUUUGCCUUUGGGCCUGGGAUCGAGCCACAGGGGAAUACGGUGCUGCAACCAGCUCACUUCACCGUGCAGACAGCUGACGCCGGCCUAGGCGAGGUCCUGGUCUACAUUGAGGACCCUGAGGGCCACACCGAGGAGGCCCAGGUGGUCCCUAACAAUGACAAGGACCGCACCUAUGCUGUAUCCUACGUGCCCAAGGUGGCCGGCCUGCACAAGGUCACUGUGCUGUUUGCUGGCCAGAACAUCGAGCACAGCCCCUUUGAGGUAAAUGUGGGCAUGGCCCUGGGGGAUGCCAACAAGGUGUCUGCCCGUGGUCCCGGUCUGGACCCAGUGGGCAAUGUGGCCAACAAGCCCACCUACUUUGACAUCUACACUGCGGGAGCCGGCACUGGAGAUGUGGCCGUGGUGAUCGUGGACCCCCAGGGCCACCAGGACACUGUGGAGGUAGCUCUGGAGGACAAGGGCGACAGUACCUUCCGCUGCACCUACAGGCCCGUGAUGGAGGGGCCGCACACAGUGCACGUGGCCUUUGCUGGGGCGCCCAUCACCCGCAGUCCUUUUCCUGUCCAUGUGGCAGAAGCCUGUAACCCCAAUGCCUGUCGGGCCUCUGGGCGGGGCCUGCAACCCAAGGGUGUGCGUGUGAAGGAGGCUGCAGACUUCAAGGUGUUCACCAAGGGCGCUGGCAGUGGGGAUCUCAAAGUCAUGGUGAAGGGGCCAAAGGGCACUGAGGAGCCAGUGAAGGUGCGGGACGUGGGGGACGGAGUGUUUGAGUGUGAGUACUGCCCUGUGGUGCCUGGCAAGUACGUGGUGACCAUUACAUGGGGCGGCUACGCCAUCCCUCGCAGCCCCUUCGAGGUCCAAGUGAGCCCGGAAGCCGGCGAGCAGAAAGUGAGGGCCUGGGGCCCUGGUUUAGAAACCGGCCAGGUGGGCAAGUCAGCCGACUUUGUGGUAGAAGCAGUUGGCACAGAAGUGGGGACUCUGGGCUUCUCUAUCGAGGGGCCCUCCCAGGCCAAAAUUGAGUGUGAUGACAAAGGGGAUGGCUCCUGUGAUGUGCGUUACUGGCCCACCGAGCCUGGGGAGUAUGCGGUACAUGUCAUUUGUGAUGAUGAAGAUAUCCGGGACUCCCCGUUCAUCGCCCACAUCCACCCCGCCCCACCCGACUGCUUCCCUGACAAGGUGAAGGCCUUUGGGCCUGGCCUGGAGCCCACAGGCUGCAUCGUGGAUAGGCCCGCAGAGUUCACCAUCGACGCCCGUGCAGCUGGCAAGGGAGACCUGAAGCUCUAUGCCCAGGAUGCCGAUGGCUGCCCCAUCGAUAUCAAGGUCAUCCCCAAUGGUGAUGGCACCUUCCGCUGCUCCUAUGUGCCCACCAAGCCCAUCAAACACACCAUCAUCAUCUCCUGGGGAGGUGUCAACGUGCCCAAGAGCCCCUUCCGGGUGAAUGUGGGUGAAGGCAGCCACCCAGAGCGAGUGAAGGUCUAUGGCCCUGGCGUGGAGAAGACAGGGCUCAAGGCCCAAGAGCCCACCUACUUCACCGUGGACUGCAGUGAGGCCGGGCAAGGUGACGUGAGUAUUGGCAUCAAGUGUGCCCCAGGCGUGGUGGGACCUGCAGAGGCUGACAUCGACUUUGACAUCAUUAAGAAUGACAAUGAUACCUUCACGGUCAAGUACACACCACCAGGGGCCGGCCACUACACCAUCAUGGUCUUAUUUGCCAACCAGGAGAUUCCUGCUAGCCCCUUCCACAUCAAGGUGGACCCAUCACAUGACGCCACCAAGGUUAAGGCAGAGGGUCCUGGACUCAACCGUACAGGUGUGGAGGUGGGGAAGCCCACCCACUUCACCGUGCUGACCAAGGGGGCAGGCAAGGCCAAACUGGAUGUGCAGUUUGCGGGUGCUGCCAAGGGCGAGGUUGUGCGGGACUUUGAGAUCAUUGACAACCACGACUACUCCUACACAGUCAAGUACACACCGGUGCAGCAGGGCAACAUGGCUGUCACUGUGAGCUACGGUGGGGACCCCAUCCCCAAGAGCCCCUUUGUGGUGAAUGUGGCCCCUCCACUGGACCUCAGUAAAGUUAAAGUUCAAGGCCUCAACAGCAAAGUGGCUGUGGGGCAGGAACAGGCAUUUUCCGUGGACACUCGUGGGGCUGGCGGGCAAGGCCAGCUGGAUGUGCGGAUGACCUCACCCUCCCGACGGCCCAUCCCCUGCAAGGUCGAGCCUGGGAGUGGGGCAGAGGCACAGGCCGUGCGAUACAUGCCCCCUGAGGAGGGACCCUACAAGGUGGAUGUCACCUAUGAUGGCCACCCAGUGCCCGGAAGUCCCUUCACUGUGGAGGGAGUCUUGCCUCCUGACCCCUCCAAGGUCUGUGCAUAUGGCCCUGGCUUGCAGGGUGGGCUGGUCGGCACACCUGCGCCCUUCUCUAUAGAUACUAAGGGGGCUGGCACCGGCGGCCUGGGACUGACCGUGGAGGGUCCCUGCGAGGCCAAGAUUGAGUGCCAGGACAACGGAGAUGGCUCCUGUGCAGUUAGCUACCUGCCCACAGAGCCCGGCGAGUACACCAUCAACAUCCUGUUUGCCGAGGCUCACAUCCCCGGAUCUCCCUUCAAAGCCACCAUCCAGCCUGUGUUUGAUCCCAGCAAGGUGCGGGCCAGUGGGCCAGGCCUGGAGCGCGGCAAGGCCGGCGAGGCAGCCACCUUCACCGUGGAUUGCUCGGAGGCGGGGGAGGCUGAGCUAACCAUCGAGAUCCUGUCAGACGCAGGGGUCAAGGCCGAGGUAUUGAUCCAGAACAAUGCGGACGGCACCUACCACAUCACCUACAUCCCUGCUUUCCCCGGCACCUACACCAUUACCAUCAAAUAUGGCGGCCACCCCGUGCCCAAGUUCCCCACCCGCGUCCAUGUGCAGCCCUCAGUUGACACCAGCGGGGUCAAGGUCUCUGGCCCUGGUGUGGAACCUCAUGGCGUCCUGCGGGAGGUGACCACCGAGUUCACUGUAGAUGCGAGGUCCCUCACGACUACAGGAGGUGGCCAUGUGACAGCACGUGUGCUCAACCCCUCGGGUGCCAAAACAGACACCUAUGUGACAGACCUUGGGGAUGGCACCUACCGUGUGCAGUACACUGCCUAUGAGGAAGGCAUGCAUUUGGUGGAGGUCCUGUAUGACGAGGUCGCUGUGCCUAAGAGCCCCUUCCGAGUGGGUGUGACCGAGGGCUGUGACCCCACCCGCGUCCGGGCCUUUGGACCGGGCCUGGAGGGAGGCUUGGUGAAUAAGGCCAACCGAUUCACUGUGGAGACCAGGGGAGCUGGCACCGGGGGCCUUGGCCUGGCCAUUGAGGGCCCAUCAGAGGCGAAGAUGUCCUGUAAGGACAACAAGGAUGGCAGCUGUGCCGUGGAGUACGUCCCCUUCACUGCAGGGGACUAUGAUGUCAACAUCACCUUUGGCGGCCGGCCCAUUCCAGGGAGCCCUUUCCGGGUGCCAGUGAAGGACGUGGUGGACCCAGGCAAGGUCAAGUGCUCAGGACCAGGACUGGGUGCUGGCGUCAGAGCCCGGGUGCCCCAGACUUUCACAGUGGACUGCAGCCAGGCUGGCCGGGCACCCCUGCAGGUGGCCGUGCUGGGCCCCACAGGUGUGGCUGAGCCCGUGGAAGUGCGUGACAAUGGGGAUGGCACCCACACUGUCCAUUACACCCCAGCCACUGAUGGGCCCUACACGGUCGCUGUCAAGUAUGCUGACCACGAGGUGCCACGCAGCCCCUUCAAGAUCAAGGUGCUCCCAGCCCAUGAUGCCAGCAAGGUGCGGGCCAGCGGACCUGGCCUCAAUGCGUCAGGAAUCCCUGCCAGCCUGCCUGUGGAGUUUACUAUUGAUGCCCGGGAUGCCGGCGAGGGCCUGCUCACUGUUCAGAUCCUGGACCCUGAGGGGAAACCCAAAAAGGCCAAUAUCCGAGACAACGGGGAUGGCACCUACACAGUCUCAUAUGUACCAGAUAUGAGCGGCCGCUACACCAUCACCAUCAAGUAUGGGGGUGACGAGAUCCCCUAUUCACCCUUCCGCAUCCAUGCCCUGCCCACCGGGGAUGCCAGCAAGUGCCUUGUCACAGUGUCCAUCGGUGGCCAUGGCUUGGGGGCCUGCCUGGGUCCCCGCAUCCAGAUUGGGGAGGAGACGGUGAUCACAGUGGACGCCAAGGCCGCAGGCAAGGGGAAGGUGACAUGCACAGUGUCCACACCCGAUGGGGCUGAGCUGGAUGUGGACGUGGUAGAGAACCACGAUGGCACCUUCGACAUCUACUACACUGCGCCCGAGCCGGGCAAGUACGUCAUCACCAUCCGCUUUGGAGGGGAGCACAUCCCCAAUACACCUUUCCAUGUGCUGGCUACAGAAGAGCCAGUGGUACCUGUGGAGCCCUUGGAAUCCAUGCUGAGACCCUUCAACCUGGUCAUUCCCUUCACCAUGCAGAAAGGAGAGCUCACUGGGGAGGUGCGAAUGCCAUCUGGGAAGACCGCGAGGCCCAACAUCACCGACAACAAGGAUGGCACCAUCACAGUGCGCUACGCACCCACUGAGAAGGGCCUGCACCAGAUGGGGAUCAAAUACGACGGCAACCACAUUCCCGGAAGUCCCCUACAGUUCUAUGUAGACGCCAUCAACAGCCGUCAUGUCAGUGCCUAUGGGCCAGGUCUGAGCCAUGGCAUGGUCAACAAACCGGCUACCUUCACUAUUGUCACCAAGGAUGCUGGGGAAGGAGGUUUGUCCCUGGCUGUGGAAGGCCCAUCCAAGGCAGAGAUCACAUGUAAGGACAACAAGGAUGGAACAUGCACCGUGUCCUACCUGCCUACAGCGCCUGGAGAUUAUAGCAUCAUUGUGCGUUUUGAUGACAAGCACAUUCCAGGCAGCCCCUUCACGGCCAAGAUCACUGGUGAUGACUCCAUGCGGACAUCCCAGCUAAAUGUGGGCACUUCCACGGAUGUGUCACUGAAGAUCACAGAGAGUGACCUGAGCCAGCUUACCGCCAGCAUCCGUGCUCCGUCAGGCAUUGAGGAGCCGUGUCUGCUGAAGCGUCUGCCCAACCGGCACAUUGGGAUUUCCUUUACCCCCAAAGAGGUGGGGGAGCACGUGGUGAGCGUGCGCAAGAGUGGCAAACAUGUCACCAACAGCCCCUUCAAGAUCCUGGUGGGGCCAUCAGAGAUUGGCGACGCCAGCAAGGUGCGGGUGUGGGGCAAAGGACUGUCAGAGGGCCACACCUUCCAGGUGGCAGAGUUCAUCGUGGACACUCGGAAUGCAGGUUACGGUGGCCUGGGACUGAGCAUCGAAGGCCCCAGCAAGGUGGAUAUUAACUGCGAGGACAUGGAGGACGGGACAUGCAAGGUCACCUAUUGCCCCACUGAGCCCGGCACCUACAUCAUCAAUAUCAAGUUUGCCGACAAGCAUGUGCCUGGCAGCCCAUUCACGGUGAAGGUCACUGGGGAGGGCCGCAUGAAGGAGAGCAUCACUCGGCGUAGACAGGCGCCUUCCAUCGCCACCAUUGGCAGCACCUGUGACCUCAACCUCAAGAUUCCAGGAAACUGGUUCCAGAUGGUGUCUGCCCAGGAGCGCCUGACUCGUACCUUCACCCGCAGCAGCCACACCUACACCCGAACUGAGCGGACUGAGAUCAGCAAGACCAGGGGUGGGGAGACCAAGCGGGAGGUGCGAGUGGAGGAGUCCACCCAGGUGGGCGGGGACCCCUUCCCUGCUGUCUUCGGGGACUUCCUGGGCCGUGAACGUCUAGGCUCCUUUGGCAGCAUCAGCCGGCAGCAGGAAGGUGAGGCCAGCUCUCAGGACAUGACUGCCCAGGUGACCAGCCCCUCGGGCAAGACGGAAGCUGCAGAGAUCGUGGAGGGGGAGGACAGUGCAUACAGUGUGCGCUUCGUGCCCCAAGAGAUGGGACCCCACACAGUCACGGUCAAGUACCGUGGACAGCACGUGCCCGGCAGCCCCUUCCAGUUCACAGUGGGACCGUUGGGUGAAGGUGGAGCCCACAAGGUGCGGGCCGGAGGCACCGGGCUGGAGCGAGGCGUGGCUGGCGUGCCAGCUGAGUUCAGCAUCUGGACCAGAGAGGCUGGUGCUGGGGGGCUCUCCAUUGCUGUGGAGGGGCCCAGCAAGGCAGAGAUCGCCUUUGAGGACCGCAAGGAUGGUUCCUGUGGGGUCUCCUAUGUGGUCCAGGAGCCAGGUGACUAUGAGGUCUCCAUCAAGUUCAACGAUGAGCACAUCCCAGACAGUCCCUUUGUGGUGCCUGUGGCCUCCCUCUCAGAUGACGCACGCCGCCUCACUGUCACAAGCCUGCAGGAGACGGGGCUCAGGGUGAACCAGCCCGCGUCAUUUGCUGUGCAGCUGAAUGGUGCACGUGGGGUGAUCGAUGCCAGGGUACACACACCAUCAGGGGCAGUGGAGGAGUGCUCCAUCUCGGAACUGGACAGCGACAAGCACACCAUUCGCUUCAUCCCCCAUGAGAAUGGCGUCCACUCCAUUGAUGUCAAGUUCAAUGGUGCUCACAUCCCAGGAAGUCCCUUCAAGAUCCGCGUUGGGGAACAGAGCCAGGCUGGUGACCCAGGCUUGGUGUCAGCCUAUGGUCCUGGACUAGAGGGAGGCACAACUGGUGUGUCCUCAGAAUUUAUUGUCAACACGCUGAAUGCAGGCUCCGGUGCCUUAGCAGUCACCAUUGAUGGUCCCUCCAAGGUGCAGCUAGACUGUCGGGAGUGUCCUGAGGGCCAUGUGGUCACUUAUACUCCCAUGGCCCCUGGUAACUACCUCAUUGCCAUCAAGUAUGGUGGCCCCCAGCACAUCGUGGGCAGCCCCUUCAAAGCCAAAGUCACAGGUCCCCGGCUGUCAGGAGGUCAUAGCCUUCAUGAAACAUCCACGGUUCUGGUGGAAACAGUGACCAAGUCAUCCUCAAGCCGGGGCUCCAGUUACAGCUCCAUCCCCAAGUUCUCCUCAGAUGCCAGCAAAGUGGUGACCCGGGGGCCUGGCCUAUCCCAGGCCUUUGUGGGCCAGAAGAACUCCUUUACUGUGGACUGCAGCAAAGCAGGAACCAACAUGAUGAUGGUGGGUGUGCAUGGGCCCAAGACACCCUGCGAAGAGGUGUAUGUGAAGCACAUGGGAAACCGGGUCUACAAUGUAACCUACACUGUCAAGGAGAAAGGGGACUACAUCCUCAUUGUCAAGUGGGGUGACGAGAGUGUCCCUGGAAGUCCCUUCAAAGUCAACGUACCCUGAAUCCCACAAGUGCCUCCCCCAGCCUCAUUCCCACCUCUGGUCACACCGACACACACCGACACACACACACACACCGACACACACACACACACACACCGACACACACACACACACACACACAUACAUACACACAUGCACUCAUGCACACAAAUGCAUAGAUCCAGACCCCUGAAGCCUGCUAUGGGAUAUGACAAGCAGCACAGUCUCCUCACCCUGGGGACUGGAGGGCUGUGUCUGUCCCACGGUAGUGUCCUUCCCCUCAAAUGUGACAUAAAGGCCAACAGAGGUGUUGGGCCUCCCCACUCUGGGUUUUUAGGUGGGGUGAAGGCCCAUCGGGGGAGCAUAUGGCUGGAGGUGUCUGUGUGUGUGUGGAUACCCCCAGCUGCACCGCUGACCAGGCCUCCCUGCUGUAGAGGACCGUGUCCGGCCCCUCUGAUGGCUGCGAGGACUGAAGCAGCUCAGCUGGCCGAGAAAUCAGAGCCGGCAACAGCGGCAGCUGCAGCCCAGGUCCUGGCCCAUGGGAUCCGCCCAGCCAGGCUAUUGAGGACUGAUUAUUCUUUAUUAUUAUUUUUUUAAUGGUUGCACAGCUCUGCCCCAUCAGGGGGCCUUUUUUUUACACACUGCGAGGCCCAGCUUUUUAGGGGGGCCUUUUGCACAUGUCAUGCGGUUUCCCUGGAAACUGCUUGGAUGGAAAACUCAAAAUAAAGUGCGACCUGUCGCA